AUGCAGAGGAAGUCUCCUCGUGAUCACGACGCUAGUGUCACGACGCCGGCUUCUACCACUGAAAGUAGCCCAAUCAUCACCUCGACACCCCAUCCUAGUUUUGCUUCUGCAUGGUUUCCUAGUUCAAAAGGAAAGGAAGCGUUGAAGAAGAUUCCAUGGGCGAAGUACAAAUCCAUGAUCGCAUCUGCGCUUACCACGUCUAAUCCAAGGGUCUUAUUCCUCGAUGCCCCUAGUCAGGAAUUGCUGGCUGACUUCGUUGCUCAUGCCAAAAACAACAGUGUCAAAGCAGUGCUUUCUAUCGGCGGCCCCACAGGAUCGAGAUACUUCUCAAAGGCGGUCUCGGUGCCACUGAGUCGAACUGAUUUCGUACAAGCAGUUGUCGACAUUGCCACGCGGAACCAAUUGGACGGGAUCGAGUUUGCUUGGGAAUACCCUGGACAACCCGAAUGCGAUGGUCCCUCGAAGGAUGAUACUACAAACUACCUCCUGUUUCUCGAAGAGCUAAGGAAGCAUUCGACGGGCUCCAGGCUAGCAAUCUCAGCCGCAGUACCCCUCGCACCCUUUCUCAGCGAUUAUGGCACACCUAGGUGGGAUGUGACGGCGUUCGCCAGUUUUCUCGACUACAUCACUAUAGUCGCAUACGACGUCUGGAAGACAUCUUUUGCUGGCUCGAAUAAACUUGUUGGCCCUAAUGCUCCGGUAUAUGAUGAUUGCGCUUUGCCUUCGGCUCGCAGUGGAUCGAUCGAAUCUGCCGUCAGCUCCUGGUCUCGAGCAGGCUUCCCCAAAGACAGAAUUGUCCUCGGUGUCCCGUCGCAUGGUCGUGUCUACAGCGUGGAUUCGAUCGAAGCGCAGAAGAUUGGCAACUAUCCAAAAUUCGACGCUAUCCCAGCUGGUCAAGGAGAAAAACCUGGAACACUUAUCCCCGAUGCCUGCAAUAUCAAUAAUACUGUACCGGUUAAUGCGACUGGUGUCGUCACCUUCGAAGGGUUAAUCAGCGCUGGCUAUCUCGAUAACAAUGGCUCUCUUCCGAGCUCAGCUACGAUAUCCAAUUUCGACCAGUGCAGCCUCACACCUUUCUUUUACAACAGCACGCGCGAAAUCAUGGUAUCUUACGACGAUGUUAAUAGUAUGGCUCUAAAGGGCCAUUAUAUCAGAGAAAACGGCCUGAAAGGAUUUGCACUGUCAGAUGCCGUUGGCGACUACAACGACUUGUUGCUGGAUUCGGUUAGAAAUGCCACAUCCUUGGAUAGAAGUGUGGGACCAAAUACAACGACGUAG
Cyclocybe aegerita is the source of this 1278-nucleotide messenger RNA. NCBI's taxonomy places the organism in Eukaryota, Fungi, Basidiomycota, Agaricomycetes, Agaricales, Hemipholiotaceae. The record is from the annotation of a GenBank genome assembly.